AUGUGGAGCUGGCUACACCUACUGCCGUUUACCCAUCAGGCACCAGGUCUCAUGAUCUCCUCCACACCUCCCCCUCCAGACCUCCUCCACACCUCUCACCACCACACCUCCUCCCCCUUCACACCUCCUCCACACCUCUCACCACCACACCUCCUCCCCCUCCACACCUCCUCCACACCUCCCACUCCAGACCUCCUCCACACCUCUCACCACCACACCUCCUCCCCCUUCACACCUCCUCCACACCUCUCACCACCACACCUCCUCCCCCUCCACACCACCUCCACACCUCUCACCACCACACCUCCUCCCCCUCCAGACCUCCUCCACACCUCUCACCACCACACCUCCUCCCCCUCCACACCUCCUCCACACCUCCCCCUCCAGACCUCCUCCACACCUCUCACCACCACACUUCCUCUACCUCCAGACCUCCUUCCCCUCCACACCUCCCCCUCCAGACCUCCUCCACACCUCUCACCACCACACCUCCUCCCCCUCCACACCUCCCCCUCCAGACCUCCUCCACACCUCUCACCACCACACUUCCUCUACCUCCAGACCUCCUCCAAACUUAUCACCACCACACCUCCUCUACCUCCAGACCUCCUCCAAACUUAUCACCACCACACCUCCUCCCCCUCCAGACCUCCUCCACACCUCUCACUACCACACUUCCUCUACCUCCAGACCUCUUCCAAACUUAUCACCACCACACCUCCUCCACCUCCGGACCUCCUUCACACCUCUCACCACUACACCUCCUUUUCAGAUAUUAGGAAGUGA
Esox lucius (northern pike) is the source of this 786-nucleotide messenger RNA. RefSeq names its product extensin-like. Lineage: Eukaryota; Metazoa; Chordata; Actinopteri; Esociformes; Esocidae. The transcript has 2 exons. The record is from RefSeq and is a predicted model, not a curated record. The coding region runs from base 1 to 786 and encodes 261 amino acids.